AUGGGAGUGCGGUUCCAGCCCCAGUGCGAGGCAAACCCCGUCGCUCAACGUCCCCGAUCUGUUGCACCACACUUUACAAUCAAAGUAUACGAAUUGCUGAAGAAACGUUUGGAAACCGGGCUCAUCGAUCAUUCGGAAUCAUCACCCAUUGUGAUUGUCCUUAACAAAAAUGGUUUUGAUAUUCGAAUGUGUGUCGACUACUGA
Molecule: messenger RNA, 204 nt
Organism: Phytophthora megakarya
Lineage: Eukaryota; Oomycota; Peronosporomycetes; Peronosporales; Peronosporaceae
Source: the annotation of a GenBank genome assembly